Molecule: messenger RNA, 2934 nt
Organism: Diaporthe amygdali
Lineage: Eukaryota; Fungi; Ascomycota; Sordariomycetes; Diaporthales; Diaporthaceae
Exons: 6
Coding region: 1-2934 (977 amino acids)
Biological process (GO): protein phosphorylation
Molecular function (GO): protein kinase activity; ATP binding
Source: RefSeq, a predicted model, not a curated record
AUGCCGUCGUCAAUGACAAUUGACACCAUUUCAAGUUACCAUCUGCGGAAAGACACUCUGCUCGAGUACCUUUGCAAUAUUUUUCCUAGCCAUAGCCGCUAUAUCACCGCAGAAGCUGAGCGAUCUCAUAUCAUCACCAAUCUUCGGGAGCUUGAUGAGGACCAAAGCGAGACGCAAGUGAUCGCCCAGAAUGAUCUUGCAGCUGCAGGACCUACAGACGCAUUUCUGGAAUUCAUCGAGCGAAAGAGAAGUGAAUACAAAGGAAGAAACGGAUAUGGCAAGGAGCAGCAUUAUUUGCCCCGCUCCGAGCUCUUCACCUACUGGACCAUUGCCAGAAUCCGGGAUGUUUGUGAGAGUUACUCUGAAGAUAUGUCCAUCAGAUGUGAGCUUAUCAAGCACCGCUACCUCUGCGUAUUUUCAACUCUAGUCUACAUUGGACAGUUGUCAUUCCUUCCUGCCUUCAAGCGAUUCGACCUCACUGAUAACAAGUUUCCGGUCAACACUGUACCUGGUGUUUUGGAGAAAUCGGAACCUUACAUCGCAAUGUUCAACAGCUUUCAGAAGAACCACUGGAUGUUCUUUCCUGUGGUACUUGACCGAGAUAGCCUCGACGAUACCUUGUUACCACCCGAGCGAAUAUUACCGCUAUGCUUCGAGGAGACUAUUCGACCCAGGGCAGGGAAUGACAGAGCCGCCUUCACCAGGGUCUGUUUCCAUCCGUCGUGUAACAACUUGAUCAAGGGUGACGAUGUAGCAGAAAAUCCAGCCUAUAUGCUUAAAACCUAUCAUGGCGAACAGCACGAGCAAGACUAUCAGCACGAAGUUCAAGCAUUUGCGCGGCUCCUCCCCAACGUUUCAUCCACCGAGAACGUCAUCAAGUGCUACGCCAGCUUUAGACACGGGGCAACAUACAAUCUCGUCAUGGAAUGGAUACCAGGGGGAGACCUUCUCGGAUACUUCCGAAACACAAGUCCGCCAAGAACUGCUGAAGAGAUUAUAGACUUCUGGGAUAGUCUCUCAAAGUUGACCGUUGGUCUGCGUCGUAUCCACCAAGUUGUUGUUUCCGGUGAGCGUUCAGACCAAUAUCAAGUGCCAUACCAGUUCUUACCAAUCAUCGCCGACUUUGGGCAUAGUCACACAAGACACAUCAAAGACGACGCCUUCGAUGGUCCAGCUAUCGACCGUAGAGGCAAUCAAAUGUACUGCGCUCCUGAGUCCAGCCACCAUUCGGGGAGAUCGACAGGCUCAAACCGAAUUAGGUCGGACGCAGACAUCUUUUCGGCCGGAGCCUUGCUAAGUGAUGCCGCAUCCUGGGUCGCAAAUGGCCAGGAUGGUAGGGAAGAAUACUUACGUCGCCGCCAACAUGAACUUGUCAACACCGAGGGUUUUCUAAAUAGUGGGUACGAAGCCGGGUUCCACAAUGGUUCUAAGCGGCUCUCUUGUGUGGAUGAAAUGCAUCGCGAUAUUCGCAGCCGUCUUCCAUCCUGUGACAAUAUGACACCUCGUGUGCUGGAUGUCAUUGAGAAGCACAUGAUGGUUCCACAAAAUGAGCGUUUACCAGCCGUGAAUCUCUGCGGAAUGUUCGAGCAGCAUGUCUGGAACGCGAAAAGAGAGCUCUCCAAUGAUGGCGGCGACAUCAGCGAUAUCGAAAGUGUUCUAUCUGCUGUGUUUUCGGAGGCCUCAAUUAACUCAUCAAUUUCCUCUCAAGACUACGUGGCUUUGCUGGCAGUGUCAGAGUUGGCCACUUUUCUGGUAAGUCAUGAGGAGCUGAAGUCUCUCAUGGGGAGUGCACUGUCGAAAGUCGGGUCGGGACGAUUUGUGAGGAACGUUUCUCGACUUUUGAAGAAGUACGGUCACAACCUCAAAUCAGAAGCAUCUACUGCGCUUCAACAUCAGACCGCCACAUUCGUUCGACACUCAGCGCGCCAGGCAGCUGUCGACUUGGAAAUUUUAUUGAGAAGGCCUAACUCAAAUGUGCCUUUGGUUCAGAGUCAGGACGCUCAAGCAGCCGUUUCAGACCGCGUGGAUAAAUGGAUAGAGUCACAAGGCUUAUCUUCUGUCGAAACCCCCAUUUCCAAUCCUAUUGACGAUCCUGAAGAAGGAUUCAGUCAGUCAGACUCAGACGAUUCAGAUCUUAAUGAACCUCCUCCAGCUACCGCUUUGGAGGCAGUGAAGGACUUCUUAUCGUCCUCACGAGCUCUACCAAACUUACACAACAAUCUGCGGGAAUGGCUGGGCUCCAACCAGCCAAACACGAAGAACGAGAUGCCUGAAAAAGAUAAUUUCCAGGAAUUGACCAGGUGGCAAAGAUUACGUAUCUGGGCAUUGAGUAUCUGGUCCCCUCCCCCAGUAGGAUUUCACAGAAUACCAUAUAUCUGCAGCGUAAGCCCUACGCUGGUUGGAGAUGCAACUUGCACAAGUGCGGCAGCAACGACGGGAGUCUCGUUCAAUGCUAUUACUAGCACCACGCAAGUUCAGUCUCCUCAGUAUGUUCUGCUAUGCGUCAAUGGGAAGACUUUACCUGAGCUUCAUCACAUUGAUGUUAUGAGAGAACGUCGAUAUCUGUAUCAACCUACUGAAGAGCAUGACCUCGACGUUGUAAUCCCCCUUGACCAUCUCCUUCAAGAUGGUGUCCAUACCGACCAAUAUUGGAUCAAAGAAUUCCCUAAAAAGCUUAAUGGUUAUUUGAUACGCCAAGCAAAUGACGAGUUGAACGUCGAUGGCUGGGGUGUUCAGAUCAACGACAGGCUAAGCACGCAAUUCAUCAUGUUGUGGAUACUCCUUAUGGUCAUCGUUAUCGGGUUGAGCACCAUGGUAUAUGCUCUUGCCACGGCUGACAAUUCUGCUGCGUUUGGGUUGGGGUCAUUCUUGGCAGCAUUGUCUACUAUCUACGCUACCUACCAGUAUUUCUCGUGGAAGGAGGAUCUUUCAUAG